Funneliformis caledonium is the source of this 690-nucleotide messenger RNA. The record is from the annotation of a GenBank genome assembly. Lineage: Eukaryota; Fungi; Glomeromycota; Glomeromycetes; Glomerales; Glomeraceae.
AUGGCUACAUUGCACUUGUUCUUUUAUGCAUCGAGCAAACCCGCUUUACAAGAUCAAGAACCAAUAUUAUCAGGUAGUUUAUUUACUAAUAAUGGUACCAAGUGGAGAGAGCCAAAUGAAGAGAAUGAAGAAAUCAAUAAUUCUGUAUUUAAUACUAUAUUAGAAGAUUAUCUAAUUGGUGGUCCGCAAUUACGCAUUGCACUUGAUAAAUUUGCAGAUCGUUAUGCUGCUGCAAAAGCUAAAUCUAUCCCGAGACAAAAGCGAAAGCCAUCACCAACUGUCUUUGAAGAUAAAGAAAAUCUUGAUCCUCAAAUUAUAUCCGCCCGGAAAAAGAAGAAAACGGGUAAAAAGGACCAUAAUUUAAGCGCGCAUAUAGCAAAAAAUCAGCGAAUUGAAGCUAGAACGAAAGCAACGACGGCGGCAACGAUUGCAACAGCAACAACAAAUACUACAACAAAUACUACAACUGCUGCCGUAACAGUUGAAACAACGUCGAAGAUUCGAUCCAACUUUCAGAAAACCAAUACUGGCAACCAACAUCAGCCGGAACCACUACAGGAGUUGCAAGAGCAACUCCUAGAGGUUCAUGAAGAACCUCCGAGUUACGAGAGAGUUAUCGAGGAUGAUACUCGCGCGGCAGCAGUCGUCGAAUAUAUCCUCGAGGAGGAAAGUGCGCGGAAGGCUGCGUAA